AAACAUAGCAACAAAACACCACACAGCGCUGGAGAAUCACUCAUUUACAGAAUCUAAACGUUAUUCCUGUAUUUAGAAAUGUCAUGGCUUCAAAAUCCGACCAGCUGCUCAUUGUGCUCUCUAUUCUCGAAGGUCGUCAGUUCCCCAAGAGCCAGCGACACACACUGGUGGUACAAGCAAAGUUUGAUGGGGAACAGUUAGCAACAGACCCUGUGGAGCAUAACGAUCAGCCACAGUUUUGUACUGAGCUAGCAUGGGAGCUUGAUCGCAGGACUCUUCACCAGCAUAGACUCCAGCGGACACCCAUUAAGUUGCAGUGUUAUGCAGUUGAUUCAAAUACUUCUGCGAAGGAAUGUGUUGGGUAUAUUGUCCUGGAUCUCAGAUCACUACAAGAGGUUAAGCAGCCUCCAAAAUGGUAUCCUUUGCUGAGUAGCAAGUACACCAAACUAAAGCCAGCGUUGUUGUUGAGCAUGGUCUUGGAAAAUGAUACAAAACAGCAGCCUGAUCAACCUGAGCAGUUCAAGGCAAAGAAAGCUCCAGCGAGGCCAGGUUCUCCUGUAAUAGCAAAUCUAGAGUCAAUAAAAUUGGAGGCUGUUCUAAAUGAAGAAGAAGGAUACCAUCAAAUCGGACCAGCAGAUCUUUGCAAAGACUUUUUUGUUUUGUCAGUCACUGUGGCCUUUGCAUCCAGACUGGAACAGUUAAUUUCCAGUUCAACAAAGCUGGCCAAAGAGGGAUCAGAGUUUUUCUUCUUUUACUCUCUACUGGGCAAUGAUGUCACCAGUGAACCCUUUAAAAACCCCAUCACUCCAGACUUUGAGCCAGAACGAGCCUCAGUACGGAUCUGCAGCAAUGAAAAGCUUCUACGGCUCUUUUUCAGACAGCAGCAAAACCUUCAGCUCCAUCUCUGCUGUGGAAACCAGUCUCUUGGGAGCACUGAGGUCUCUCUUGCUGCACUGGUGAAGAGCAGUGUGGACCUGGUCAGUCAGGUGGCCACUGUAGAGGGAACCUUUGUCUUGAAGCCCCCAAAUCGCUCAAAGCUGAACCUUCAGUCAGUCGCUGCAGAUUUACAGCCAACGGUUGGGGUGGCAGUAACACUGAGACGAGAGACAGUUGGUGCUGAGGUAUACAAACUGCCCGAUCCGGGAAGAUGGGGAGAUGGGCUUAGAACUCCAGUAAAGAAAGGCCCGGCAGUGGAUGUCUGUCCUGAGCCAGCUCCAGCUGAGACAGAGGCACGAAGCCCAACUCCUGUCCAGCCCUGCAAGGCAUCAUCACUCUCAUCUGAUCAUCAGCAUUCAGAGAGUGAAGCUGAGAGCCUGCUUGAUGAUCGACCAGAACGAACAGAAUUACCAGUGACCGUGCCGACGGUCCCCGGAGAUGCGCCGCUGCAGAGUGAAGCCGAAGUUCACGCGUCCUCCGUUUCUGUGUCGGCCCCAAAGAUCUCCAUCCCACCCUCAGCACAUCAUUACUGCUUCUCCCUGGAUCUGCGCAGUGUCAGGGAUCUUAAUGUGGGCUUUCCUGUGAACUGCACUCUGAGAUACUCGUACCAGUUCUUCGGGAGUGCAGCCCCCAUUAUGACGAAUCCUGCAGUGGAGGUUAAAAAAAACACAGAAGUCUUCCUGCCUCAGUCCUACUGUGCCUUCGACUUUGCUGCACUACCUAAUCAGCUCCAAGAUACAUUUCAGAGAGUUCCUUUGGUUGUGGAGAUGUGGCAUCGAGACUCCAAUUCCAGAGACUUGCUACUUGGCACAGCCAGCAUUCAGCUUUCCCAUCUUCUCACAUCCGAGAAGACCCGCUUUCUUGACCAGUCUGGCCAGCAGCAUUGGAGACAAACCUAUGCCGAGAGACUGGCUGUCAUCAAAACAUCAGGAUCAAAUGAAAAGGUGGCUGAGCUUAGUUAUGUGACCGUUUUGGAAGACAUGGGUGUAGUGAAAGCCCAAGACAUCCUCAUAUCUGAAUCAUCACAGAGUAUGAAUCAGGUGCAGCCGAAGACAGCAGCUACCUCUCAGCCUCAUGGUGGGGUCGAGGUAGGAAGCAAACCUCGAGAGACUCUGGAGUACAGAGCAGCAUUGGAGCUUGAGAUGUGGAAGGAAAUGCAGGAGGAUCUGUUUGAUAACCAGCUGAAGCAGAAAGAACUGAGCCAUAUGCAGACCCUGGCAGAAGAGUGGAGGAAAAGAGACCGGGAACGGGAGGCACUUGUUAAAAAGAAGGAGAUGGAAUAUAAUCUGUUGGAAGAGCAGCUACAGAAGACUCUUGCUGAACUGGAAAAGAGAGAGAAGACCCUUGCUCAUGCAGAGAUGGAGACACAGAGGCUGCAGCGUGAAAUGCGGGUGGAGCACGAGUUCAGCAUGCGUGAGCUCCAGGAAAGCACCCGGCGUUUACGUGAAGACUGCACACAUCAGGUGGAGCUGGAGAGGUCAAAGGUCAGGCAGCUUGAGGAGGACCUUGCCAGGCAGCAACAGCAGUCAAAAGAUGCUGAAAAGAAAUACAAACUCCUGGAAAAAGAAUUUCAGCAAUAUCGUGACCAACAGAACACCCGGCCUGAGAUCCAUUUACAGUCCGAAAUCAACCUGCUUCGACUGGAGAAGUCGGAACUGGAAAGGAAAUUGGAAUCUACAACUAAAUCUAAACUACAUUACAAGCAGCAGUGGGGCCGCGCUCUGAAAGAGCUCGCCAGAUUUAAGCAGAGAGAACAAGAGAAUGCCAUGACACGGCUGAAGAAGCAGCAGCAAGAACUAGAGCACAUGAGGCUGCGGUAUCUGGCAGCCGAGGAAAAGGAAGCUGUCAAGAACGAGAAACAUGAGCUCGAGGACAUUCGCAACGAGCUGAACAGGUUAAAGCAGCAGGAUGAGAAGAAAACAUGGAACGAGCCAGCCGGUGUAUCCCUGAAUGAGAGCGCUGAUGAGCAUCUGAGUCGGCUGUUGGAGGAGAGAGACACACUGCUGCGUACGGGCGUGUACACACACGAGGACCGGAUCAUAGCUGAACUCAACAGGCAGAUUCAAGAGACCAUGACCAACAGACAUGUCAGCUGAGAUAAGAACUGUCAUUAUUUUACAGACAAUGCAACAAAACAAGCAUUAAUACUGUUGUAGUAGCAACAUUAGAACAGCAUUGCUGGGGGUCAUAGGAAACGUAACAUUCCCAAAUGAUAUAGAGUAUAUAAUAGAGUAUUUUGGUAAUUCUUUCAUUUUUUUUUAAAUUAUUUUAAUUCAUUUUAAAUGAGCGUGAGUGUGUGUGCACAUGCUCUAGUGCGGGUGCCCGUGUGCACGGUUUGCUGUGGAGAUCAUGCCUGUGGUUUCAGUGAGUGUGAAUGAGAUGACAGCAGGCGGCGCUAUCUCUCAAGAAAUAGUCCCAUUAAUAAUAAUACACAGUUCAUGUAUUUACAGACAUUGUCUCUGUUUAUUGUAUGGUGUAUACGUUCGUGUGCUGUUUUUUAUUGUUUCUUCUCUUUCUGUUCGUCUAAUAAAUAAUUUAUUGCUUUUUUUA
Molecule: messenger RNA, 3486 nt
Organism: Trichomycterus rosablanca
Lineage: Eukaryota; Metazoa; Chordata; Actinopteri; Siluriformes; Trichomycteridae
Gene: cep120
Product: centrosomal protein 120
Exons: 20
Coding region: 84-3032 (982 amino acids)
Biological process (GO): centrosome cycle; interkinetic nuclear migration; positive regulation of centriole elongation
Cellular component (GO): centriole; centrosome
Source: RefSeq, a predicted model, not a curated record